Alosa sapidissima (American shad) is the source of this 2969-nucleotide messenger RNA. RefSeq names its product beta-N-acetylhexosaminidase. The transcript is spliced from 14 exons. The record is from RefSeq and is a predicted model, not a curated record. The coding region runs from base 403 to 2130 and encodes 575 amino acids. Gene Ontology annotation, molecular function: hexosaminidase activity. NCBI's taxonomy places the organism in Eukaryota, Metazoa, Chordata, Actinopteri, Clupeiformes, Clupeidae.
CAUGACAGAACCCUGAACGUGCCUGGUAGAUUGGUCAUGGCUCAUGACGUUUGAUCCACUGAGGUUUUUGGUAUCAUUCCCGCGUUAUAGCACACCUGUAGGUGCUGGGUAACUAGGAAGUAGGGUAGACUUUCACUUGUCUAGCUGCCGUUAAAAAUUCAACUUUCACUUGGAGGCUAGCCUACAAGCAACCCAGAUCUACAGGUGUAGGCUAUGUCUAAGUAAGCGGACGGAAUAAUUGAUGAGUGAAGUGGUGCCAACGUGAUUUUAGUAGAGGCCUAUUCCAACGUCGUUUCUGCAUUCGAAAUAAGCUACAGACAUUGAACGAUCAAUGACCUGACAACGGCUUAACGACUGAUUUGGCAGUGUCGCUAAAGGCGUGCUUCAAAGGCUGGUUCAACUAUGCUGAAACAGAAGGCACUGAGGGUGUUUGUUUUUUGUCUGUUUCUUUGGAUUGCAAUGAGGUAUUUUCUUCAUGAGAGUGAUGGAAGAAAAAUAGUUGAGAGGGCUUCCACUCAGCAGAACAGGGGGCUCUGGGGUAACAACCUUGCUCAGGAUGAGAAAAGCGAUGUGAAUGGACUGAAAUCAGGGGCCCUUCAUAGGGCUCCUCAUGGAGAAAAGGACUACGCAAAGCUACAGGCAAAGCACAAGGCUGAGGUUGAGGAGAUGCCAAAGCUUUCAAAAUCAGAAGAAGAGCUGCCAAGUGAGCCACAAAGAUCCAUCAAUGAUCUACGGCGCAUCGUGCACUUAGAUCUGAAAGGUGCCGCGCCAAAAGUGAAAUAUCUCGAACAGAUCUUCCCUCUCUUUUCUUCUCUUGGAGCAAGUGCAGUUCUGAUGGAAUAUGAAGACAUGUUUCCAUAUGAUGGGAACCUUACUCGUCUAAGAUCCUCAUUUGCAUACAGUGUGAAAGACAUCAUGGAAAUAAAGCGACUAGCGAUGAUCAGUAACCUCGAGAUUAUUCCACUGGUGCAAACAUUUGGACACCUUGAGUUUGUUUUGAAGCAUGACAAAUAUUUCGACUUAAGGGAGGUGGCAGAGUUCCCCAACAGCCUGAAUCCGCGUGUUCCCGGCUCCCUAGCACUGCUGAAGGACAUGCUGGCACAGGUCAUGAAGCUACAUCCAGAAGCCCAGCACUUCCACAUCGGAUGUGAUGAGGUGUUUGGCCUAGGAAAGGGCCAGGACUCUGAGGAGCUUGGGCACCUCUACCUCAGUCAUGUUACUGCUGUGGGAAGGUUCAUGACUGAGACCUGGCCCAGUGUGAAACUGCUUAUUUGGGAUGACAUGCUGAGGAAGAUCAGCGUUAAUGCAUUGAAAGAUUCAGGUUUGCCAAAACUAGCAGCUCCAGUGGUUUGGAAAUAUUUACCAGAACUGGACCUCAAAGCCAUAAGUGGCUGGUUAUCUAACUACCAGGAUGCUGGGUUCAAGCAUGUGUGGUUUGCAAGUGCAUUUAAAGGGGCAUCAGGACCUGACCAGAGGUGGACACCAUUUGGAAUCCACCUACAUAACCACUUGUCUUGGCUGGACAUUAUAUUUUCCAUGAGCAGCUAUCCUGACUUAACUCUAGACGGUGUAAUACUAACCGGCUGGCAAAGGUAUGAACACUUCUCUGUCUUGUGUGAGCUGCUCCCAGUAGGGAUCCCUUCCCUAGCGGUGUGUCUCCAGACGCUUAAGUAUGGUUCUUAUAAUGACGAGGCAAAAGCAGAGGUUCACCAUAUCUUGGGCUGUGAAAUAAAACUGGACAAAGACUUAUGUUAUGGCACUGGUACCUUUGCUGGAGUUGAGCUUUAUCACCUGGUGCACCGUAUCCACAUAGAUUUCCAAUCAUCAGUGGAUGACCUCUUGCAGGAUAGAAACCUGAGAGGGGCUUAUAGUCGGUAUCAUCGCAAGUACAGCUUUGGAAAUCCACGAAAUAUAGGCUUAUUCCAACAUAAGCUAACAAGGAAACUGAAGCAAUGGGAGGCUGUGAUGGAGAACCUCCACUCUAAAAUGGAAACCAUCUUCUUUCCAGACACGGUUGAGGAAUGGAUGGAGGAGAAUGUCAACCACAAUAUGGACAUGCUCCGGAUGAUGGUGCAAGAUGUACAGAGCAUCAGUCAGCGCCUAGGACGUCCAAAAUCCCAAAAGAUUUGAUUAGGAUGUAACCUAAAGUAUAAGCGGCAAACGCAGCAAUUUUAAACUACAUGGCAUUGCUCAAAAUAAACUCAUUCAUAGCUUCAAAAUCAGUGGACAGAAGAUUGUCUUUUGGGAAGACAGAAAUUAAUAUCCUUUUUUAAUGGACAUUUUGCACAGAGAUGUUGCUGAGGAAUUGGGUUGUUUAAACAAAAACUGACAUAUAGAAUCUGAGGUGUUUGUGAAUGAGGGGUGUGGUGGUGUGUAACCAGGCUGGAGUUAUCCAUAAAAAAAACCUUAGGGAAAAGUACUAUAGGAAUCUUAUAGUAUUUUGGGACUAAAUAUUAUAGGAAUCUUAUAGGAAUACUAUAGUAUUUUGGGACAUACUAUAGAAGUACUAUAAGACUACUACAGAAAUACUAUAGUGGCUAUAGGAUAUUAUAAAGGUAUUACAGAACAUAACUGUGAUGGCAGAACAUAACUGUGAUGUUCUGUAAUACCUCUAUAAUAUUCUAUAACCGCUAUAGUAUGUCUACAGUAGUAUUCCUUUAAGAUUCCUAUAAGAUUACUAUAAUGUUGUGUCCCAAAAGUGAAAAAUGGGAUAUGAAAAAUAUAUAUUAUUUUUUUUGUGUGUGUUGUUGCUACUGUACGCCGUCGCCUACCGAUAAUAUGAUUAAUAUUUUGGAAGUAUGCUAUAGUAUAUCCAUCUAUGCCUGCUCGCUGUACAAAAUUAGGCAGGGCCCACAUUUUUUAUUCAUUCCAUAGGCCUGGGGGGCACUGUUGUCACUAAUAUUAGUGGGUUAUCUCUCUUCAGACAUCAAAUGUCAUUUACAUUUUAAUAAACGAUUAUUUUGAAAUAA